CCAGGUCACGGUCCACGGAAUACAUACACUCCGACAUAGCUUUUUGUUAUCACCCGGCUCACAAUCGGAACGAGUUUACAAUCCCCGAUCACACCCCAAAAAAAGGUCAUCGGUUGACUAACCAAGCACCACUGUUCAAUGGAUUUAUAGUUGAAUGCGAUCAGACUACGUCAUUUCCGAUCGGGGAUUCUAAAGUUUAGCCUCACAAUCAAUCGACCAACUUAUGUAUAUGCAAAGAAUCAUAAUCUAAUGUUGCGCAAUAUGAUGGUAUUGUCACGUUGUGUGAAGAUUGUGCGUUAUAUCGCCCCUUUUUAAAGGACAUUAACGUCAUGAGGUUCAAGUUGACUUCUCAUAAUGACUUCAGAAACGGACGUGCUCAGUUAUGCUGAUGAACUUGAAAGUAUUCUGUCAAAUAGUGAUGAUGAAGAAUUCCAAGUCCUGAAUAAAAUUAAAAGUAGUAUCGAGGAUUCAAAGAAAUUGCAGAUUCGUAAGGAGGCAGAGAUCAACAUGGCUAUUGAAGCGCUACAGAAGGACAUGGGUGAAGCCAGCAAGGUGAAGCGACAGAUUGAUGUGGUCCAGUGCAGCAAAAACGCUUCUCUUGAAAAGGUUCAGGAGUUGAGAGAACAAUGUCAACGACUAGAAGAAAACAAGAGGGAACAUGCCCGUAUUGCAGAUCAGAGCAAUAUCAUAAGGCAGGCCAAACAUCAGUCAAAUUUGUAUUCCUCUGUGUGCAAGAUUCGAUGGCAGUUCGACAGUCAGCCAGAUGAAAUCAAAGGCUUUGUUUUAAACAGCUCAGGAGUGAAGCCAUUCUGCCUGAAUCAAAAAGAGAACUCCCAGUUUUUUAUCACAAACUACUUGUGGGAUCUUAUGGAGCCGGAUUGGGACUCAAAUUGAUUUUUGCACCAAUUGCCUGGACAUGGACUAGCCUGAUGUGACAUCUGCUGUGAACUAUUUGAGAGACAGGUCUAAAUAAAAUCAGCUUUCCUCUCAUAUAAAAACUGUCAUACAUUUGUUCCAAUUUAGAUCUAUUUGGCUCAGAUAGUUGGGAGAAACCACGCAGUGCAUACAUGGCAUAUCGUGCACUGUCCCAAAAGAAAAACUCUGCCUAAGCCAAGCAUGUUUUGUCUUGUUCAAACAACUGUGGAUGGAGAGUCACAGAUUCAUGUAUUUGUCGAAGGCACUGUUUAGUCUGUUAGCUAACUUAUACUCCAUUUUGUAAAUAUAUAGAGCAUGUAGUGUGUAAUUGUGUAUAUUGUGGUAAUUACAUUAAACCAAUCUGGUUGCUGUCAUUUAUCUAAUAAAAUGCUGUC
Molecule: messenger RNA, 1310 nt
Organism: Lineus longissimus
Lineage: Eukaryota; Metazoa; Nemertea; Pilidiophora; Heteronemertea; Lineidae
Product: kinetochore protein Spc24-like
Exons: 5
Coding region: 355-894 (179 amino acids)
Biological process (GO): chromosome segregation
Cellular component (GO): Ndc80 complex
Molecular function (GO): microtubule binding
Source: RefSeq, a predicted model, not a curated record